This is a messenger RNA of Brassica rapa (field mustard), 1241 nucleotides long. RefSeq lists its product as uncharacterized. The record is from RefSeq and is a predicted model, not a curated record. NCBI's taxonomy places the organism in Eukaryota, Viridiplantae, Streptophyta, Magnoliopsida, Brassicales, Brassicaceae.
AGAACCAAUGGAUGUCAUGAAAACCCCACCCAUUGAAACGUUUGGCUCUCAAAACAUUUCGACUUCUAUUUAUAAUUACUUAUUUAUUAAAAAGUAUAUUCUCCUUCAAAUCUUCUCCAUCUUUUUUAUUCUCUCUCGAAGUUUCAUUGGAUCAGAAAAAAAGAAAGGUGUUUGUCAAUUUGCAAUUUAAAAAUGGCGUACGAGGAAAACUUUCAGAAAACUUCCGAACCAAAGUAUGAUUGUCUUUUAUUCGACAUAGAUGAUACUCUUUACCCUUUCAGUUCUGGUCUUGCUACGCUAGUUAAAAACAACAUUCAAGAGUAUAUGACUCAGAAACUUGGUAUUGAAGAAGAUAAAGUCCAAGAACUCUGCCUUUCUCUUUACAAAAUCUAUGGAACUACUAUGGCUGGUCUCAAGGCUGUGGGUUAUGACUUUGACUAUGACGAUUUCCAUCGUUUUGUUCAUGGGAGAUUGCCAUACGCAACACUCAAGCCUGACCCUGUUUUGAGGAACAUUAUCCUCAGCUUGCCUAUACGCAAAGUUGUUUUCACUAAUGCAGACAAGGCUCAUGCAGCCAAGAUCAUUGCUAGGCUAGGCCUAGAGGACUGCUUUGAAAGGAUCAUAUCUUUCGAGACUCUCAACCCCACCACCAAAACUGAAUCUCCUGUGGCCGCUACUGGAACCAGAGAGAUCUUCGACAUAAGCAGUUACAUGGCAAAUCCCGACCCAAGCGUUGAACUCCCAAAGACUCCGGUUAUAUGCAAACCAUCUGAAGGUGCUUUCGAACAGGUUUUCAAGAUGACCAACAUCAAUCCUCACAAGACAUUGUUCUUUGAUGACAGCAUUCGUAACAUUCAAACCGGGAAACGUGUGGGUCUCCACACCGUAUUGGUUGGGACCUCACACAAAGCUGAAGGAGUUGAUAUUGCGUUGGAGCAUAUUCACAACAUACGUGAAGCUCUCCCUGAACUGUGGGAUGCCGUUGACGACAAAGCCGAGGAGAUUAGAGCUAGGCAGAAGGUUGCCAUUGAAACCAUAGCUUAAACAAAAAUACAUUUCACUCGCAUUUUCUCAGCUGCUGAUUGUAACACAUUUCUCAUUAUCACCACUCACUCUCUGAGGAGAAAAGUAAUAAGUGUAAUCUAAAGCUUUUAUUAAGAGAAACAGUGAAUGUAAUGAAACAAGUUGAGUUUUUAUUUAAUCCAUAAUAUUAAAAAAUGAAUGUAAACAUCUUUUAAUUA